Molecule: messenger RNA, 1152 nt
Organism: Symbiodinium sp. CCMP2592
Lineage: Eukaryota; Dinophyceae; Suessiales; Symbiodiniaceae
Source: the annotation of a GenBank genome assembly
AUGGAGGAUGUCUCCACGCUCAUUCAAGAGGCCAUUCCCUCUGCGGAUGCCGCAGAUGCACCGGCCGAGCCAACGGCUCCUGCGCAGAUCCGGGUCAUCCUCCAGCGGAUGAGUGGAGAGGAGUCAGAGGUUCAUCUCCCAAAGGAUGCGACGCUGCAAGACCUGCGGAAGGAAGUCGAGAAGUCAAGCACCGUGGGCCAGUGUGCUUUCCGCCUUCUUUUCAAUGGUGAGCCCCUGGGCUGGACAGCCAGCGCCACAGUGACACUGGUGCAGCUGGGCAUCGUGGACGGCAGCGUGGUGAUCCUCAUGAUGGAGCCUUCGAGGAACUACGCACGGAUUGAGAAGCCGGAGUACGUCUUGACAAGCGACCAGUAUCCGAACGGCUUGGCGUUCGACCCUCGCGGAAGGCUUGCGGUGGCGCACUUUUUCGGCUCGCUUGAGGUUUGGGAUACCGACUUCGCCACCAAGCUUUACCAGGGCCAGAUGGGGGGCAGACAGCCCAGCCAGAUCUGCUUCGGCCCAGGCGGCGAGCUCGUGGUGGCCUUUCGGAGCGGCUAUGUGCAGUUGCUGGGCCCUGAUGACUACAGCCAGAAGGGCCCGCAGUUACGUCCCCCUUCGGAUGCCUUUCAUCCCUCUGGCCUCGCCGUGGUUGGAGAGCGGGUUUUCGUGAGCUGUUCUCGAACUUCGACGCUUCACCAGUUCAGCUUGCGCGACGGAAGUCAUCUGCAGCAGCGGAAAGGCGGAUCGCAUUGGGAGCUGCAAGAGCCGAGCGGCAUGGCAGUGAUCGAGGAUCGCAUCCUGGCGAUUGCCGACCGCGGGCUGCACCGCGUGCUGCUCCUGGAUGCGGAGAGCCUGGAUUUCCAUGGUCAGGUCCCGGAUCCCCAGACUUGGCGCUCGCAACAAGCUCCGGGCGCCCUGCAAAAGCCGAACGACGUCGCCGUUGACGCGGCAGGCAACUUGCUUGUCAUGGACACCCAGAACGAGCGGGUAGCCGUGUAUCGCCAGGAUGGAUCGCUCGUGGCCAGCGUCAUGGAGGGUUUCUUCAAGGACCAUGGUAACACCUUCAGCUACCUCUCAUGCAACCAUGAAACUGGGUACAUUGCCAUCUCCAACAACGAUGAGCACCGGGUUGCGGUCCUGGCACCACCGUGA